Entrophospora candida is the source of this 1296-nucleotide messenger RNA. The record is from the annotation of a GenBank genome assembly. Lineage: Eukaryota; Fungi; Glomeromycota; Glomeromycetes; Entrophosporales; Entrophosporaceae.
GACCUUCGACCUGAUCGUACAAUUGCUAGAAAAUGGAAUGAGGAACGUACACAUAAACAGGUUCAUGUUUAUCAACCAACAUAUACAGAAAUUACAAAUAGUGGAACAAUCAGUGGUGGGACAAUCAACAGUGAAACUUUCGGUGCUAAUACAACUAUAUCCAAAAGAUGCCACAAAAAGGAUAAUUACAAAGAUCAUAUCAUGCAAAAGCAGAAAAAGCGAAUAAAAACUACAACAGCAAAAGACGAAAAAGAUGAAGAUGAUACUGAAGAUGAUGAGGCCGUCCAAUUUGACAUUGAUUCAAUUGUUAAGAGUUUAGAACAAGAAUCGUUAAAUGAGUGGGAAAUACAUAAUAUAAACGUAACGGAAAGAUUUCGUCAAUAUCAACAAGAGGUUCUUGAAAGGCUCCAAACAACAGGAUUAACAUGGAAUAAUACAUAUGAAAUCUUAGCGCUCUCAUCCAUAAUUGUACUCAGUCAGCACUGUCCUUACCCAAAUUUCACCUGUGAAGAGUGGCAGACAAUAAUUCAAACUAACCCAUAUACAAUCAAUGAGCCAGUAUUAUCAGCUCCAGUAUCUAACGCUUUACAUGAAGCUGUAAUAAAACAUUUUUCAGGUCAGGACAGUUACAUGCAUUCAGAUGAAACUCCAUUAAGCAGAGAAUCUUCACAAACCUUCAAUGGGCUACGGAAUACUAUACCUGAUCUUGCACCACUAAAAAUGUCAGAACAAGAACAUUGCAAUCAAUUUCUAUAUCCUUAUACGAAUCCAAUUUUUAUGAAGAGAAACAAUUAUUAUAAAGUGCGAUUAAAUCGUGCUGCUAAGGGCACAAAACAAAGACCUGAUUUUUUUUGCAUUAUGGAUGAUGAUGUCCCUUUAUUAAUUUCUGAAAUUAAGCCAUUGGGGUGUGGUCCUCUAAAAUGGAAAAAGGACAUUGCAAAAGCUCAUUUGCGAGCAAGAAAAGCAAUUAAUCAACAAUUAACUUCGAAGGGUGGUCCAGGAGAAUCAGCAAUAUUUCUCAACUGUGGUGAUGUUGUACAAACAUAUUUAAUGGACCUACAAUCUGACGGACUAUAUAGAUCGUGGUCUUUUUUCACAACAAGACUAGUAAUUGAUGAACCCAGUUUACCUUUGGUUGAGUCAAAUUUUGCCCAUUUUGUGACCUUAGAGAGACGUAUAUCUCAACUUGCAAAAAAUUAUAAAAAUCGAAAAAUUCCAUUUACACCUCCCCUACAAAUCCAAUAUAUGCGUACUAUUCCAGACUCUCCCCAGAUCCGGAAAAUCCUAGGUUCGUAA